This is a messenger RNA of Macadamia integrifolia, 417 nucleotides long. Its product is annotated as histidine-rich glycoprotein-like. The record is from RefSeq and is a predicted model, not a curated record. The transcript has a single exon. The coding region runs from base 1 to 417 and encodes 138 amino acids. NCBI's taxonomy places the organism in Eukaryota, Viridiplantae, Streptophyta, Magnoliopsida, Proteales, Proteaceae.
AUGGCUCUGCUUGCACGCUUUGUGUUGUUGCUCUUAGUGGUGGCAGCUUUCGCCACCCUUCCCUCUCUGGCUGAUGAAGAUGUCAAACCUCAAGGACAUGGUCAUCAUGGACCACCAAAGAAGAAGCAUCCUCCUGAAGAGCCUCCCCACCAUGGUCCUCACCCAAAGGAAGAAGCCCUCGAUUCCCCUAACUUGAAGCAGCACCCAACUUCCGGAGUGAGGCCACCACCAAAGGGUCCUCCUCAUGGUCCUCCUCACGGUCCUCCUCACGGUCCUCCUCAUGGUCCUCCUCACCACCCUGGCCAGCAUCUGCUUGAGGAUGCCCAUGAAUUAGAUGGACACACUGGUCCAUUUAAGAAGGGAUCACCACCUGAGAAGAAGCCUCACCCUGGCCCCGGCCCUGGUCAUCAUGGGUAG